Molecule: messenger RNA, 1215 nt
Organism: Ectocarpus siliculosus
Lineage: Eukaryota; Phaeophyceae; Ectocarpales; Ectocarpaceae
Source: the annotation of a GenBank genome assembly
AUGGGGAUCGUUGUGGGCAUCCUGUGGGAGCCUUCCACGCCAGCCACGGGCGAGACAGCGGGAGAGGCCACGGCUGACUCUGCGAAAACGAACGCGAAGCCGCCGCUUUCUCGGUCCCUGCACGCCGUGGACGUGGGCGGGCCGGGCUGCGGCGCUCACAGGUACCUGUCGCCGACGCACGCCGUGUCGGGUUUCCACCUGGCGUGCAUCGAGGAGGAAGCGGGUUCGAGCGGCGGCGGUGACGGCGUGGUGUCGGUGACGCUAUUCCGGGACGGGCGGGGCGAGGGGAACCAGACCCUCGCGCUGCAGACGCCUCCCGACAGCAGCAGCGCCACGAACGUGCUGCAUGUCGAGCUGACGGAGAGGCUCAGGCUUGACGACGUCGGCCCGAAUCCCCCCAACAAGUUCCCGUGGGCCAUGUACACCCCCGACGGGCAGCGGCGCAUCUCGUCGCUGGAGGACGCCAUCGCCAGCAGACUCGUCUUCAUCUUCAAAGGGGGGAACUUCAUCUGGCCGGGGGUGGAGGUGGGACACGUCCAGACAGUGCACGGCCUUGAGACGUUGGGCUCGAUCGACAUGAAGACGCUGUCGAUGGAGCCGCUCGUAUUCGAGGCAAGAAACUUCCUCCUCGACGAGGAAUGCAAGCACAUCAGGGAAAAAGCCGACCCGCACAUGAAACCCUCGCCGGUUUCGCUCAUGGACCACGAUAAGGGCAAGCCGGACACCAACUGGAGAACAAGCACCACCUACUUCAUGCCCUCCACGAGGGACCCCCUCCUGCAGGGCAUCGACAGAAGGGUGGAGGAGUUCACACGCGUCCCCAAGUCCCACCAGGAACAGGUGCAGGUGCUUAAGUACGACAAGGGGCAGCGGUACACGGCGCACCACGACUUCUUGGACGAGCGGACGAUGAGGAACAUGGACGGCGGCCGGAAGAACAGGAUGAUAACCGUCUUCUGGUACCUGAGCGACGUGGAGGAGGGUGGGGAGACCAUCUUCCCGAGGUACGGCGGCCGCACCGGCCGCGUGGACUUCUCGGACUGCACGACCGGGCUCAAGGUCAAGCCGGUCGAGGGGAAAGUUGCCAUGUUCUACUCGUUGAAACCUGACGGGCAGUUCGACGAUUUCAGCCUUCACGGGGCUUGUCCUGUCAUUACCGGUCAAAAAUGGGCCGCAAACAAGUGGGUCUGGUCGGCACCGGUGAAGUUCGGCUGA